UCUUCGCCGACCGGUCCACGUGCUGUCAGGUACAUAAAGAGCAGUCGGCGAUCAAACUUGUCCCACCUUUCUUGGAUAAUCUUAUCCAUCGCUCCUCGGUGUUACUCCAAUUCACCACCGAAGGUCACUUUUUUAUAAAGUGAUCUAGCCUUUUCUCCUUUGAUUUUCUCUAAAAACUAAUUAUCACUUUUCAUCGCUCCCCAUUCAUCUUCUAGACAUGUUCCGCACUCGAGUAGCGUCGGCAGCUUGCGCUGCUGCUCAAAAAGUUCCAGCUGCACGGAACUUCGCAACAGCUUCACCAGUGAGCUCUGUUUCUCAAAACCACAAGGUCGUGGUAGUUGGUGGUGGUGCUGCUGGUCUGUCCAUCAGCCAUCAGCUUCUUCAAUCUGGCAAAUUUACUCAAGAUGAUAUUGCUGUUGUCGACCCGGCAGCGUGGCAUCAUUAUCAGCCCGGAUGGACUUUGGUUGGCGGUGGUCUUAAAACCAAGGAGGAGCUGCGCAGACCCAUGAACAGUCUGAUUGAUCCUAAGCUCAAAUUCUACAACGACGGCGUGUCCACGUUUUCCCCUGAGGAGAACCUUGUCACUCUCAGCAAUGGCGACAAGGUCAACUAUGAACAGCUGGUUGUGGUGCCCGGCAUUAACAUUAACUAUGGCAGCAUCGAGGGUCUCCCCGAGGCUCUGGAGUCCCCGGACUCUCUCGUCUCUACUAUCUAUGGCUAUGAUACUUGCGAUAAAGUCUUCCGCACCGUCCAAAAACUUCAGAAAGGUGUUGCUCUUUUCACACAGCCUGCUGGUGUGGUGAAAUGUGCAGGCGCGCCGCAAAAGGUCAUGUGGCUUGCAUUGGACCAUUGGAAGAGAGCCGGCCUGUACGACCCUAGCAAUCCUUCUAGUUCUGCUAUCAAUAUCAGCUUUGCUACUGCUCUCCCGGCCAUGUUUGGUGUGCCUAAGUACAGUGCUACACUCGAGGCUCUGCGGAAGGAGAGGGGCGUCGAGGGACUCUUCCAGCAUGACCUCGUCGCUAUCGAAGGCAACACAGCCACUUUUGCUCGUCUCGAUGGACAGGAGAAGGUCAAGAAGCAGUUCGAUCUGUUGCACGUUGUACCCAAAAUGGGGCCCCAUGCAUUUGUUAAGAACAGCCCUCUGGCGAACGAGGCUGGCUUUGUUGAUGUCGAUGAGGGCACCAUGCGUCACAAGAAAUUCUCUAACGUCUGGGGUGCUGGUGAUGGCUCCAGUCUUCCCACAGCCAAGACGGCGGCGGCAAUUACUUCCCAAGCGCCCAUCCUUGUUCGUGGUUUGCUUUCCACGAUGGAGGGCAAGGAGCCCCAGGAAGCCUACGACGGUUAUACGUCAUGCCCUCUGUUGACUGAGUACGGCAAGGUCCUUUUGGCUGAAUUCAAGUACGGCGGACAGCCUAAGGAGACGUUUGGGAAGUUCGGUCUCGACCAAGCCACUCCACGCCGUGCAUUCUAUCAUCUGAAGAAAGACUUCUUCCCUUGGGUGUAUUACCAGGCCAUGGUCAAGGGCAAAUGGGGCGGUCCCAAGGGUUGGCUUAAAUAGAAGAGCCUGGAGCUCGUGUGUACUAUACUUCUUCUCUUGAGAUAACCAAAUAAUGCAAGCUUCAAAAUUAGCGACGAUUACGAUUUACAACGCAUGUAUAUUGUAUUCUACGAAAUGGUACAUUGCUCCUGUAGUCUUCAGCAGUGAACCCCUUUUUUUGUUUACUUUUUUCCUCCCCCUUUGAUGUUUGAUUUUUCUGUCAACUUCAAAUCACGUCAUUUGGUAGCCGAGAUCGGACCUGUUCCUCGGCGGGUCCACUACGGCCGAGAACCAUGAACGGCUUCCCG
Aspergillus pseudonomiae is the source of this 1845-nucleotide messenger RNA. RefSeq names its product NAD(P)/FAD-dependent oxidoreductase. The transcript has a single exon. Gene Ontology annotation, molecular function: FAD binding; sulfide:quinone oxidoreductase activity. NCBI's taxonomy places the organism in Eukaryota, Fungi, Ascomycota, Eurotiomycetes, Eurotiales, Aspergillaceae. Gene Ontology annotation, cellular component: mitochondrion. Bases 218 to 1558 code for a protein of 446 amino acids. The record is from RefSeq and is a predicted model, not a curated record.